Strongyloides ratti is the source of this 906-nucleotide messenger RNA. Its product is annotated as Protein MEMO1. The record is from RefSeq and is a predicted model, not a curated record. The coding region runs from base 1 to 906 and encodes 301 amino acids. The transcript has 2 exons. Lineage: Eukaryota; Metazoa; Nematoda; Chromadorea; Rhabditida; Strongyloididae.
AUGGCUGUCAGAAGUGCAUCACAUGCUGGGUCUUGGUAUAAUGGUAUACCUAAAGAAUUGAAUGCACAAUUAGACGCAUGGCUUUUGAAGGCAACUGAAAGGAAAAAUGAAAUUGGUGCUAAGGCAAUUAUUUCACCUCAUGCAGGAUACACAUAUUGUGGUAAAACUGCUGCCUAUGGAUUUAAGCAAAUAAAUCCAAUAAAUGUGAAAAAGAUUUUUGUUCUAGGGCCUUCUCAUUGUGUUUAUUUGAAGGGAUGUGCAUUAACAACAUGUCAUGAGUAUGAAACACCAUUUGGAAAUUUAAAAAUUGAUUUACCAAUUGUUGAUGAGUUAAAAAGAACAGGUGAAUUUCUUGCAAUGGAUACUAAAUAUGAGGAAGAUGAACAUUCUAUCGAGAUGCAAUUACCAUUUAUUGCUAAGAUAAUGACAUCUGUUAAAUCCUUGAAUGAUUUUUCAAUCAUACCUGUUCUUGUUGGUUCUGUCCAAGGAAAUAUCCAAAAAACAUUUGGAUCAAUUUUCCAUAAAUAUAUUAUCUCUCCUGAAACUCUUUUUGUCAUUUCUUCAGAUUUUUGUCAUUGGGGAAAACGAUUUGAUUUCUAUCCACAUAAUCCAAAUUUGAAUACGCCAAUUUGGCAACAAAUUCAAACACUUGAUAAAAAUGGUAUGAAUGCAAUUGAAACUCUAGACCCUGAUACAUUUGAUGGGUAUAUGAAUAAUACUCAAAAUACCAUUUGUGGUAGUGCUCCAAUUCGUAUUCUAUUGUCAGCUGUUAAAAAUGCUAGAGAAAAGUGUAAUAUUGAUUGUAAAUUUGAAUUUUUGAAUUAUUCUCAAUCAAGUCAAAUUACACAUCCUCAUGACAGUUCUGUUAGUUAUGCUUCAGGAGUCUUGUGGGUCCAUAAUAAGUAA